Molecule: messenger RNA, 2043 nt
Organism: Panicum virgatum (switchgrass)
Lineage: Eukaryota; Viridiplantae; Streptophyta; Magnoliopsida; Poales; Poaceae
Exons: 3
Coding region: 1047-1898 (283 amino acids)
Molecular function (GO): nucleic acid binding
Source: RefSeq, a predicted model, not a curated record
AGCCCUUACCUGAUCUAAAUGAACCUACACAUGAUCAAGGAGAAAUCAAUCAUUGCCAUGAAGACAUGAUAGAGGAAGACAUUGCUGAAGGGCUCAACUUUCAUGGUCCGGUUGUACAUGACGAAUUUGAUUUCAACUUUGGAGUUUCUGAUCAGCAACAAGAGCUACAACAAGUUAUCAGUAAGUAGAUGAUUACCAAAGUUUUUUUAUUUACUUGUCUCAAUUUAGCAUUCUAUUUUUUAUACUACCUUUCUAUUGAGCAGCCUCACAUGCUAUAUUCCAUACAAAAAUGGUGGUAAGAAAAUCUGUAAAUCAAAACUAGUGAUCAGAAAAACUUGCAGUGCAAAAGGCCAAAAAAUAUAAAAUAAUCAAGUGUAUAAUUAACCUGAGCCAAUAGAUCUGAUUGGUUUUAUAUCUCAUUUUAGUUAAAUUGUUUUACACAUCUGCAAUAAUUGCUCUCCAACUAAUCAUGUACUACUAUGUCUUUUGUAGAUAUGAUGGGUGACAUGCAUGAGUAUGGUGUUUACACUGAUGCCGUGAACAUAGCCUUUGAUGACGAAGAGUUGGAAGACUCGGAUGAUGAACAUGCUCAUCAUGGAAAUGAAAAUAAUACACAUCCAUAUAGAAAUUUGACGAACGAUGAACGGUAGCAAAUCUAUGCAGCGUUGCUUGAACAAAGUGUCUGUGGAAAACUAAAAAGGAAAAGCACAACUAUAGUUGCUCAAAUGUUCCAUGUUAGUAGGCCUCAAGUGCAACGCAUUUGGCAGCGAGCAAAGCAAUGCCGUUUGCAAGGACAGCCAGUGGAUGUUAGAUCCUGGAAGUCCAAAAAGUGUGGCCGCAAAAAUAUGCAAGUAGACAUAUCUGCGGUUCUUAGUGUUCCCUUGCAUAGGAGAAGCAUUAUUCGCUCUCUAGCUAAGGCCAUUGGUGUAAAAAGGAGCAGUCUACAUAGGUGAUUCAAGCAAGGGCUACUAAGACGUCACUCUAGCACGCUCAAGCCUUUGUUGAGGGAAGAAAACAAAAAAGAGAGGCUGCAAUGGUGUGUUUCCAUGUUAGAUCACCGUACAUUGCCAAAUGAACUAAGGUUCAUUGAAAUGCACAACAUCAUCCACAUGGAUGAGAAGUGGUUUAACAUCACAUCAAAAUAUAAGAAAUAUUAUAUGCUUCCAGAAGAGGAGGACCCACACAGGGCCGUGCUAAAUAAGAAUUGCAUUGGUAAAGUUAUGUUCUUGGCUGCAGUUGCAAGACCUAUAUAUGACGAUGAAGGUAAUUGCAUCUUUGAUGGGAAGUUAGGAGUCUGGGCAUUUGUUAGAAAGGAACCAGCAAAAAGAAGAAGCCACAAUAGAAGAAGGGGGACCCUAAUCACCAAGCCGAUUAAGGUAGAUCGAAGUACUAUGAGGUCUUACGUUAUUGGCAAGGUUCUAAAAGCUAUUGUUGAACGAUGGCCACGAGAACAUACUGGAAAUACCAUUUGGAUUCAGCAAGAUAAUGCUCCUUCACAUCUCCUGGUAAAUGAUGAAGAAUUUGCUGCUGCUGUAGCACAGACGGGGUUUGACAUACGACUCAUCAACCAACCUACCAAUUCCCCAGAUUUGAAUGUCCUAGACCUAGGAUUCUUUGCGUCUCUUCAAUCCUUAACUAAUGAACGGGUUUCUAGGAACUUAGAUGACCUUAUUGACAAUGUACAGAAGGAGUUUGAUAACUAUGAUCCAACAACUUUGAACAGGGAGUUUCUAACACUACAAGGGUGUAUGAUUGAAGUGAUGAAAGAUGGUGGAGGAAACAGAUACAAGAUUUCUCACAUGAACAAAAACAGGCUAGAGGCACUAGGCAUGCUACCUAAAAGUCUUAGUUGUGACCGCCAGCUAUAUGAGGAUGUGAUCGCAACGCUAGGACUCUAAUUAUGCACAUUAGGACUGGUAUAUUCGUCGCACAAGUAUUUUGCUAAAGAUGUAAUAUAAGUCAUGAACAUUUUGUAACUGCUGUAAUAUAAUAUCAUUUGCAUUUUGCUACUGCUAUAAUAUAAAUAAUCAUGACCAUGUUUUU